Rosa rugosa (rugosa rose) is the source of this 1878-nucleotide messenger RNA. RefSeq names its product DEAD-box ATP-dependent RNA helicase 38. The coding region runs from base 94 to 1626 and encodes 510 amino acids. NCBI's taxonomy places the organism in Eukaryota, Viridiplantae, Streptophyta, Magnoliopsida, Rosales, Rosaceae. Gene Ontology annotation, biological process: poly(A)+ mRNA export from nucleus. Gene Ontology annotation, cellular component: cytoplasmic stress granule; nucleus. The record is from RefSeq and is a predicted model, not a curated record. Gene Ontology annotation, molecular function: ATP binding; RNA helicase activity; RNA binding. The transcript is spliced from 8 exons.
UCAGACCCUUCCAGAGACCUCAAAAUCCUACUGGAGAGAGCUUUAACCCCUCCGCGACUCCACCGAUCCAAACUUCAUCUUUUACCGCGCGAUAUGGCCGAGACUGACACUGCCGCCGCCGCCACAACGACGCCACCAGUCGACACUUCUUCCUCCACCGACUCUGUCACCAGUGCACCUCCGCUGCCGGCGAAGCCCGUGAUUAAAUGCUGGGCCGACGAAGAGGAUGAUCCGCCGGAGGAGCCGGAGAAAACCGAAGCUCCUCCGUCUACUUCAGACCAGCCGGAGCUCGAAGUCGCCGCAUUGAAGAUCACUGAGAACAAGUUCCUCGACGAUCCUGAAGACUCUCAUAUCAGCGCUGUUACGGCCGGCGACACGCCGUACACGUCGGCGAGUACUUUCGAGGACCUGAAUCUACCGGAGGCGGUGCUCAAGGGUUUGUAUGUAGAGAUGGGCUUCAAGAAGCCCAGUAAAAUCCAGGCGAUCACUUUGCCUAUGAUUUUGACUCCUCCGUACAAAGAUCUGGUUGCUCAGGCCCAUAAUGGUUCCGGGAAGACGACCUGUUUCGUGCUUGGUAUGCUCGGCCGUGUUGAUCCCAAUGUGAAAGCUCCUCAGGCUCUCUGCAUUUGUCCCACCAGAGAGUUGGCUAUUCAGAAUAUGGAGGUUCUUCAGAAAAUGGGGAAAUACACUGGGGUUACUUCGGAGUGUGCCGUCCCUUCAGAUAGGGAGAGGAAUGCACCUUCGCCUAACUUCCGGGCCCCAGUUACGGCACAAAUUGUGAUUGGAACUCCUGGUACUAUCAAGAGAUGGAUGUCGACGAAAAAGCUGGGUGUAAGCCGCGUGAAGGUCCUUGUUUUCGAUGAGGCUGAUCACAUGCUGGCUGAGGAUGGCUUCCAAGAUGAUUCCUUAAGGAUAAAGAGGGACACAGAAAAAGUUAGCCCUAACUGCCAGGUUCUUCUGUUUUCAGCUACAUUUAAUGAAAGAGUCACAAAUUUUGUCUCAAGGGUUGUGAAACGUGGUAACAAUCAACUUUUUGUCAAGAAAGAAGAGCUAUCUUUGGAGGGUGUUAAGCAGUACAAGGUGUACUGUCCUGAUGAACUGAGCAAGAUUGAGGUUAUCAAGACCAAAAUUUUUGACCUGGGAGAAAAAUUAGGACAGAGGAUUAUAUUUGUUCGGACAAAAAAUAGCGCAAGAAUGUUGUAUCAACAACUUUCUGAUGAUGGUUAUGCUGUUACUGCUAUUCAAGGUGCCCUCAACACCGAGGAUAGAGACAAAAUAAUCAAAGAGUUUAAAGAUGGUUUAACCCAAGUUCUCAUAUCAACUGAUGUACUUGCCAGAGGCUUCGACCAACAGCAGGUUAACUGUGUUGUCAAUUAUGAUCUUCCGGUCAAAUAUUCACCUGGUCCCCGGUCACAACCUGUAGAACCUGAUUAUGAGGUGUACCUGCAUAGAAUUGGCAGGGCAGGGCGUUUUGGUCGCAAGGGAGCUGUGUUUAACUUGAUUUGCGAUGAUAAUGACGAGUUGGUCAUGUCAAAAAUUGAGCAGUAUUUUGACAUCAAAGUACCAGAGGUUAAAAAUACUGAUGAGGCUUUUGAAGGGGCUCUUAAAACAGCUGGCUUACUGUAAGUCAGUAAUGACCUAUACAGUUUUCAGUGCAACCAGUUUUUGGGCUAAUAGAAUAGUUGGCGACAACGCAGCAGAGAGCAUUUCUCGUAUCUUCCAAAGAUUUUGUUUUGUAAUUCUCAUUUGAUUAUAUUUAUAGAUCUAUGGGGAUUUGAUGGGUUUGUUGUCUAGUUCUGUAAAUGUUACCCUUGCAUAACAAAACAGGGCGAAGAUCUUUAAAUUAUCCAUUAUUGUGCCAUAUGGGUUAUGACUCUA